Messenger RNA from Microstroma glucosiphilum, 5310 nucleotides. RefSeq lists its product as hypothetical. Bases 349 to 5112 code for a protein of 1587 amino acids. The transcript has a single exon. Lineage: Eukaryota; Fungi; Basidiomycota; Exobasidiomycetes; Microstromatales; Microstromataceae. Gene Ontology annotation, biological process: transmembrane transport. Gene Ontology annotation, cellular component: membrane. The record is from RefSeq and is a predicted model, not a curated record. Gene Ontology annotation, molecular function: ATP binding; ATP hydrolysis activity; ABC-type transporter activity.
CGAUCACCUGCCCUCGGCCUGCCUCGGGAGGUCUUCCUCCGAGGGCCGACGGCGGACGUAAGACGUCGUUUCGCAGGUAUCUGGGGAGGCAGCUCCACUCUGUCCAGCCCAGGUAACUUGUGAAUGUGUGUGAGGUUCCUCGACUUUGUACACCUCUUUGAUCUCUACCAUUCAUAACUCCAGGCAUCCAGGUCCUCUUCCUUGCCAUCUCCUCCAGAUUUCAGAGUCACUGGGUGGACUCAGCAUCCAGUCGCAGUCGCAGUCUGCCAUCUUGACUGCUGACAAUCAAUACCUACCCUCUUAUCCACUAGCGUUCAUACAUACAUAGACCCUACGCGUUCAGCUCCAAUGUCUUCUUCACAAACCGAGUCCAAUGGCGAGGGGCUCGGGGCUGCCCCACCCUCGGCCGCACCAUCUGACCAGCGAGGUCAAACCACGAAAGCCGAAGCAGAAAAAGUGUCUGGCAGAGAGGAAGUUCAUCCUUCAGGUACUGCCAAGCACUCCUCAGAUGUAGAUGCAGAGAAGGCAGCCGCUCGCGAGCACUACCAGCCUCAGCUCACUGGGGGUCAGCCGCUCGAGAAGAAGAUCAGCACAGGGACCUGGGGUGAGACUCAGACGGGUGAACCUGUGGAUCCCAUCAGUGCCGCAAGAGCUCUGGAUGACUACCGACUGGCCCGGAGUGUAAGCAAUCAAAGCCAGCCACGUCAUCGGCCAAGGCAGCAAAGCCAGUCGCGGAGGCAGAUGACCGAGAUUGGACGAGCCGACGAUAUUGAGGAGCAAGCUGGACAGCAAGAAGGGGAUGGCAACGAUGACGGAUUCGAUCUCGCAGAUUGGAUGCUCAGUCGUAAAGCGGCUGUUGAAGAGAAGGGUAUCCCCUACCACAAGCCUCUAGGCAUGUCCUGGCGUAACGUCAAGGUCGUCUCACCUGGAGGUGCUGGUGCUCGUCUCUUUGUGAAGACUUUGCCUCAGGCCAUCGUGAACACCGCAACCAAAGAUCCUCUCAACAUCCUCGCUAAGUUCAUCCCAAUUCUGGGUCGGGCAACCGGCACAAAGCCGACCCCAGCGUCGUUGAUCCAAGGUCACGACGGUGUUCUCAAGUCUGGAGAAAUGCUCCUCGUCCUUGGUCGACCUGGCUCUGGCUGCUCUACCACCCUUCGAGCGCUGACGUCGAGGUCGCACAACAACUUGCAAGUGGAGGGGGAUUUGACAUACGGUGGUUUCUCACCUGACGAAAUCACUCGCAAGUACCGUGGAGAGGCCGUCUUCGUCGACGAAGAUGACAUCCACUUCCCUACCAUGACUGUUGAGCAGACCCUGAAGUUUGCGCUGCAAUGCAAAGUUCCGGCUGGAAAGGCGCGCAUUGCAGGACAAUCUCGCAACGACUUCAUCGACGAUGCCGUUGACGUACUGCUGAAGAUGUUUGCAAUGACUCACGUCCGCAAGACUGUCGUCGGUGAUGCAGCCGUCCGCGGUGUAUCUGGUGGUGAGAGGAAGCGAGUCACUUUGCAAGAAGCUCUCAUCACUCGCGGAUCUAUCAUUGCCUGGGACAACAGCACGCGAGGUCUCGACGCUUCUACCGCCCUCGACUACGCUCGUUCGCUACGUAUCGUCACUGACAUUGGCCGCCGAACGACCAUUGCCACACUGUAUCAAGUGUCGGAGUCCAUCUUUGACCUCUUCGAUCGCAUCUCCGUCAUCGACGAGGGUCGCUGCAUCUACUACGGACCACGCGACAAGGCGCGACAGUACUUCCACGAUCUAGGCUACUACUCGCCAGCUCGUCAAACCACUGCUGACUUUGUUACUGCUGUCACGGAUCCCAUUCAGGUGCAGCACCGCGAUGACUUCAAGGGACCCAUUCCACGCACCUCCGAGGAGCGUGAAAAGGCCUGGAAGGAAAGCGAUCUCUACCGCCAACUGAUCUCUGAAGUCGACGAGUACGAGACGGCCGUCAAGAACGACGAGCUACGCGAGGCUGAAAACGUCAAGCAUCUUGUACGAGGGGAGAAGAACAAAGGUGUUCACAAGGGCUCUAGCUUCACCGUCAGCUACUGGACGCAAGUGAAGGCUUGUAUCUAUCGUGACUUGCUUGUCAAGUGGGGCGCACGAGGCGAUCUCUACAUCAAGCUCUUCACCAUCAUCUCCGUUUCUCUCAUGAUCUCGUCUCUCUUCUACGGCCAAGCACAAGACUCUUCCGGAAUCUUCACUCGCGGUGGUAUCAUCCUCUUCGCCUGUCUGCUCAACGGAUGGCUGCAGCUCAGUGAGACCUACGAGGCCGUUGCCGGUCGACCGAUGCUUGCUCGACACCAGACAUUUGCCUUCUACCGCCCUUCGGCAGUCUGCAUGUCGAGAGCCAUCGUCGACAUCCCCUUCCUGAUCGUCCAGUGUAUCCUCAGCUCAGUCAUCCUCUACUUCCUCAGUGGUCUGAGAACCAACGCUGGAGCUUUCUUCAUCUUCCUGGUAUACACUUUCCUCUGCGCGUACAACCUCACGGCGCUAUACCGAGCUGUCGCUGUCUUCAGCCCCGGGUUCAACGAAGCUAUUCGUUUCUCGGUCCUGGCUUUAAACAUCAUCAUCGUCUUUGUCGGAUAUGUCAUUCGACGACCACAGAUGAACUGGAUGAUCUGGCUCAACUACGUCAAUGGUAUCUCGUAUGCCUUCGAAGGUAUGCUGGCAAACGAGCUCAAGUAUCCUAUCCAGUGUGUUGCAAGCUCCAUUGUGCCUUUUGGAGCAGCUCAAGACACUGCGUACCAGACGUGUGCUCUGACCGGUAGUGUACCCGGGUCCAUCAUCGUUCAACCCCAGGACUACCUGCGAGUCACCUUCAACUACAGUCAGUCAGCUGUAGGGCCCAACAUCGGUGUCCUCAUCGCCUUUAGUGCUCUGUACCUGAUCGUAACGAUCGUCGCCAGUGAAAUCAUUCCGCUCGGCGGGGGGUCAGGAGGAGUGACCAUUUUCGCCAAGACCAAGGCCGCCAAGCAGCAGAUGAAGGCAGUAGAGCCUCCAGUAGCCGACGACACCGAGGCAGCUGCCGGUGCUGGUGCUGGUGCUGCCUCUGGCUCUCAGUCUGGAAGCUCUUCCGAUGCUACUCCCGUCGAAUCGCACGACGGGGGUCGAGAAGGUCUGUCUGGUGGCGAUGCAGUCGACAAGAAGGUCACUCGAGAGCAUCCUGACCGAGCCAUCUUCACCUGGUCCGACCUGAACCUUGAGCUGCCUGGCGGUCGUAAGCUGCUUCAGCAUGUCGACGGUUGGGUCCGACCUGGUCAGAUGACUGCAUUGAUGGGUGCUUCGGGAGCUGGAAAGACGACACUCAUGACCGCUCUGAGUCAACGUGGAGCGGCAGGUGUCGUCACUGGAGACAUUCUGGUGGAUGGCAAGGCCCUUGGACCUGGAUUCCAGAAGUCUACUGGUCUCGUUCUGCAGGCCGAUGUUCAUUUGGCCACGCAGACAGUUCGUGAAGCUGUGGAGUUCUCUGCCAUUCUUCGUCAGCCAGCUGAUGUCCCCCAUGAAGAGAAGCUCAAGGAUGCUCAGCGCGUCAUUGAGCUGCUAGAGCUCGAGGACCUCGCUGAUGCUCUCAUCGGACACCCUGGUGCUGGUCUCGGUAUUGAAAGGAGGAAGCGAGUCACGAUUGCCGUAGAGUUGGCCGCCAAGCCAGAUCUGCUUUUGUUCCUCGACGAACCCACCUCAGGUCUUGACUCUGCUGGAGCUGCUUCCAUCUGCCGACUGCUGCGACGUCUUGCACAGGAUGGACAGGCCAUUCUCUGCACCAUCCACCAGCCGUCUGCUCUGCUCUUUGAGUCUUUCGACAAUGUCUUGCUUCUGCAGCCAGGAGGUCGCACCUCGUACUUUGGUCAAAUCGGCCAGCAUCACGGCAAGGGUAGUGACCGUAUCCGCGAGUACUUUGAGGCCAACGGAGCCGAGCCCUGUGACCCUCAGGCCAACGUGGCCGAGUAUAUCCUCGAAGUGGUCAGUGGUGGCAAGUCACACGGCAAAGACUGGGGAGCCAAGUGGCUUGAAUCCCAGGAAUGCAAGAAUACUCGCGAGGAGAUCAAGUCGAUUGUCGAGGAGCGAUCACAGCUGCCCGCUUCGGACGACCCUCGAGCCAAGCGCGAAUUUGCCGCUACGCCCAUGGUUCAGCUGAAGCAGGUGACCAUGCGACAGUACAGGGACAUGUGGCGCGACCCCUCGUUCCCCUACGCUAUCCUCUUCAGCAACUUUGUCACUGGUAUCAUUGCCGGUGGAGCCUUUGCCAAGCUCGGCCUCUCCCCCACGGACUACCAGAAUCGCGUCUUCAUUGCCUUUUUGAUCAUCCUCAACUUCCCAGCCAUUGUCAACGGUAUCAUUGCCAAGUUCUUCGAGCUCCGCAUGCUCUUCGAGGUUCGAGAAAAUGCUUCCAAGAUCUACCCAUGGUGGGCUAUGAUGGCGUCUUUCAUCCUCACCACGAUGCCCAUUGCCUUUGUCGCCUCGGUCAUCUACUUCCUUCCAUCCUACUACCUACCAUUCUACGCCGAGCCGAGCGCCAAGGCUGGUUACUUCUACCUGAUGGUCCUCCUCUUCAACGCCUUUGGAAUCGAAUUCUCCCUGAUGCUUGCAGCCUCUUCACCCACACCCAUCACUGCUGCCAAUUUGCUCCCCUUUAUCCUGCCCAUCCUGGCCAUUGUCAAUGGUGUCAUUGUACCCCACUCGAUGAUGCCCAACCCAUGGAGGGACUUUGUCUACUGGGUCAACCCCGUAACCCACUACCUCCGAGGUCAAAUGGCCACCAUCCUCCACGCCACGCCCGUCGUGUGCAACGAGGAAGACCUGUACCGUUUCGACCCUCCUCCAGGACAAACCUGCGACGCCUAUGCGGGCGCUUGGGCUACAGGUGCUGGAGGUUACCUGGUGAAUGGCGCAGGUACCGCAGGGUGUGGAUUCUGCCAGUACACCAUUGGUGAUCAAUUUGCAGAAACGGUCAAUGCGCCUUAUUCUUUCCGAUGGCAGAGCAUGGGAAUCUUCCUAGGAUUCGUCAUCUUCAACGUUUGGGCCUCCUUUGCCCUCUAUUGGCUCUUCCGUGUACGAGGAUUUGGGCUUAGCUUUGCGCCUGUCAAGAAGUUGUUCAAGCGAAAGUAGACGCAAUGGAGGAGGAACAAUUCCCGUCUUGGCCUGAUGCCGCCAUGGCACUUCAGUCGCCCCCCCUCUCCCUCUUUUAUCAUUCCAUAUAUAGAUGUCCCUUCGCCUCUUUUUUCAUAUCUGAACCCUCAUGUGUAUAGAUAAGACUUUGAAUCCGUUUUCUUCUUCGAGUCGCUAAAAGAAAACAAAGAAUCACAC